AUGUGGUUUGUACUUCUGGCCAUUUAUAUUUUCGAAAUUUUAUGUAUUUUUACAUUUGUGGUAUACUGCGUCGUCACCUUCCUAAUGUUAAUGUAUAAUGCUCAACCGGAGGAAUUGAAAAAAUGCAUUCGCGAGAACGUGGAUUCUAAAUUGGGAGUAUUAACGGAAAAAGAACGGGCGGUGAGCGUUCAGGCUUUGAGACGAUCACAUUGCGAAAUAAAGAAUGCAGAAAAGGUUUUAACGGACAUAGAAAAUAAAACGUCGAACUGUAGGGAUCGAUAUUCGUCUCUGACAACAGAGUUGAAGAAGGAUGUCCGGAAGAUCGAGGAAGAGGUAAAGACAUUGCAAAACCAAAUUUCGACUUUGUCAGUUCGAAGGGAAGCUCUUAAGAGCGAAGUGAUAAAGCAACAAGAAGAUUAUCAGACGACGUUGAACAAUUUCACCAGGGAAUUAGAAAGCAAAAAGGCAUUGUUCUCUCCGAGUACUGAAAAACCAAGAAAUCCUCGCUAUUGUUUCUCAUAUUAA
Molecule: messenger RNA, 525 nt
Organism: Dufourea novaeangliae
Lineage: Eukaryota; Metazoa; Arthropoda; Insecta; Hymenoptera; Halictidae
Exons: 8
Coding region: 1-525 (174 amino acids)
Source: RefSeq, a predicted model, not a curated record